AUGGAAGAAAGUAAUGAACGUGAUCAACCUGUUUCAGCAGGGAGGCAAGAAAUGAGAAAAAGAAGGAAACCUUCUCAACCAAUGGUAGACAAAUCCCAGCAAACAGAUGUCACUGAGAAAAAGAAACACCUGACAGGUUCACAACAGGCACCAAAAGCUGUCCUUAGCCAUAGUAAUAUACAUGAAAGCAAAGCAAAGCAUUCUAAAGAAUGUGAUAAAAUGAGAUUAUCUUCUCAGCUUCAACAAACCUGGCAGAGGAGAAAACAUGGACAAGAAGUAGCAGAUAAAUCCCAGCAGACAGAGGAAAUUAAAACAGGGGGGAAAAAAGUAAAAGGAAGGAAGGCAGAAAUUCUGCCACCACAAGCCGAAUCUGAGAGUGAACAAAUUGCUCAUCCAUCUAAAGAGCAUGAAACUCCCUUAACCAGACACCCGAGCUAUUCCUUGAUAAACAGAUCUCAGCAGACAAGUUGUACUGGAGAUUGGGGUCUCAUGGCCUACUAUGGCCUUUGCAGAGAAAUGGUGGACAAGCAGACUGGAAUGAGUGACAUAGAGCUAGUAGGAUUUCCUGGUGCUAGUAGCAAAAAAGAUUCAUCAUCUCAGCCAAUGAAAGAUACUGAGGAAACUAAAGUGACACCAAGGACAUCCCGAGGAAGUUCUGCUGCUAGGAAAACUGUCCCUCCAGGAAGUGCAACUGUUAGUAAAACUUUCUCUCCCCCAGGAAGUGCCAAAAGCAUCUCUGCCAAGGGAAGUACUGAAGCUUCUAGAAGAUCUCUUUCUCCCCAGGCAAGUACUAGGGUUAGCAAAACUUACUUUACCCAUGGAAGUGCUACUGCUAGCAAAAUUUUUUCUCCCCCAGGAAGUGCCAAAGUCAUCUCUGCCCAGGGAAGCACUGAAGCUGCUAGCAGAACUCCUUCUCCCAAGGCAAGCUCUAGGGCUAGCAAAACCAUCUCUGCCCAGGGAACUGCUAGCAGAACUUUCUCUCCCCCAGUAAGUGCCAAAGUCAUCUCUGCCCAGGGAAGUACUGAAGCUGCUAGCAGAACUCCUUCUCCCAAGGCAAGCUCUAGAGCUAGCAAAGCCUCAUCUAUCGAACCCCCUGAAAAAUCUGGCUCUGAUAUAGAACAGCCUACUCUUGGUGAACUUGAAUCUUCUGACAGAGAGGGUCCUACUGAUCUAGAGUCUCCUCCUGCUGAUGCUGAAAAAGAAUUUCCUCCUGAGGAAGAAGGUCCUCUUGAGGACAUAGAGUCUCCUGUUGAAGUGGAGCCUUCUCCUAUGGAAGAGGCUCUCCUUGGUGAAGAACUUUCUCCCAUGGAAGAAGCUCCUCUUGAGGAAUUAGAGCCUUCUCCUGAGGAAGUAGAGACUGCCCCUGUGGAAGAAGCUCCUCUUGAGGAAUUGGAGCCUUCUCCUGAGGAAGUAGAGGCUGCCCCUGUGGAAGAAGCUCCUCUUGAGGAAUUAGAGCCUUCUCCUGAGGAAGUAGAGGCUGCCCCUGUGGAAGAAGCUCCUCUUGAGGAAUUGGAGCCUUCUCCUGAGGAAGUAGAGGCUGCCCCUGUGGAAGAAGCUCCUCUUGAGGAACUGGAGCCUUCUCCUGAAGAAGGAGAGGCUGCCCCUGUGGAGGAAGCUCCUCUUGAGGAACUGGAGCCUUCUCCUGAAGAAGGAGAGGCUGCCCCUGUGGAGGAAGCUCCUCUUGAGGAACUGGAGCCUUCUCCUGAAGAAGGAGAGGCUGCCCCUGUGGAGGAAGCUCCUCUUGAGGAACUGGAGCCUUCUCCUGAAGAAGGAGAGGCUGCCCCUGUGGAGGAAGCUCCUCUUGAGGAACUGGAGCCUUCUCCUGAGGAAGAAGCUCCUCUUGAGGAAUUGGAGCCUUCUCCUGAGGAAGUAGAGGCUGCCCCUGUGGAAGAAGCUCCUCUUGAGGAAUUGGAGCCUUCUCCUGAGGAAGUAGAGGCUGCCCCUGUGGAGGAAGCUCCUCUUGAGGAAUUGGAGCCUCCUCCUGAGGAAGUAGAGGCUGCCCCUGUGGAGGAAGCUCCUCUUGAGGAAUUGGAGCCUCCUCCUGAAGAAGUAGAGGCUGCCCCUGUGGAGGAAGCUCCUCUUGAGGAAUUGGAGCCUCCUCCUGAGGAAGUAGAGGCUGCCCCUGUGGAGGAAGCUCCUCUUGAGGAAUUGGAGCCUCCUUCUGAAGAAGGAGAGGCUGCCCCUGUGGAGGAAGCUCCUCUUGAGGAAUUGGAGCCUCCUCCUGAAGAAGUAGAGGCUGCCCCUGUGGAGGAAGCUCCUCUUGAGGAAUUGGAGCCUCCUCCUGAGGAAGUAGAGGCUGCUCCUGUGGAGGAAGCUCCUCUUGAGGAAUUGGAGCCUUCUCCUGAGGAAGUAGAGGCUGCCCCUGAGGAGGAAGUUCCUGUCCCUGAAGAAGCUCCUCUUGAAGAACCUCCUAUUGAAGCAGAAGCUGCCCCUGAGGAAGAAACCCCUCUUGAAGAAACAGGGUCUUCUCCUAAUGCUCCUGUAGAAGAAACACCUCUAGAUGAACUAGAGCAGCCCCCUGCUAAAAUGGAUAGUACUGUUAUGGAAGAAGUCCCUUCUGAUUUACCGCCUUCUCCUCCUGUGGACCAAGAGGAUUCUACUGAAAUAGAGGUUCCUCCAAAAGAACCAGAGUCUACUCCUGUGGAACCAGAAGCUCCUGAAGCAGAUGAGUAA
This is a messenger RNA of Dromiciops gliroides (monito del monte), 2673 nucleotides long. RefSeq names its product fibrous sheath CABYR-binding protein-like. The record is from RefSeq and is a predicted model, not a curated record. NCBI's taxonomy places the organism in Eukaryota, Metazoa, Chordata, Mammalia, Microbiotheria, Microbiotheriidae. The transcript is spliced from 8 exons. The coding region runs from base 1 to 2673 and encodes 890 amino acids. Gene Ontology annotation, cellular component: sperm principal piece; sperm fibrous sheath. Gene Ontology annotation, molecular function: calcium ion binding. Gene Ontology annotation, biological process: negative regulation of protein sumoylation.